Mesocricetus auratus (golden hamster) is the source of this 589-nucleotide messenger RNA. RefSeq names its product whey acidic protein-like. Bases 54 to 458 code for a protein of 134 amino acids. NCBI's taxonomy places the organism in Eukaryota, Metazoa, Chordata, Mammalia, Rodentia, Cricetidae. Gene Ontology annotation, molecular function: peptidase inhibitor activity. Gene Ontology annotation, cellular component: extracellular region. The transcript has 4 exons. The record is from RefSeq and is a predicted model, not a curated record.
AUGCACUCGGGCUGCCACCAGCCAUCUCCCUGCCUACUGCCGCCGCCAUCACCAUGCGCUGCCUCAUCAGCCUCGCUCUCGGCCUGCUGGCCCUGGAGGUGGCCCUUGCUCAGAAUCCACUGGAACAAAUCGUCAACUCAGUUAUGUGUGCUGCAGCCAGCGCCAGUGAGAAGACGGGGUGUAGCAACUGUCUCACCAGUGCGGAGUGUGCCCAGAACGCCUUGCGUUGCCUCAGCUCCUGUGGUGCCAUCUGCAAAACUCCUGUCAACGUUGAUGUUCCAAAGGCUGGCCAAUGCCCCUGGAGUCCAGUCCGCGUGCUCCCUGCUGGGCCAUGCCUAGAGAAGAGCUCCUGUUCCAGGGACAGUGAUUGUACCGGCAACAUGAAGUGCUGUACGAACGGCUGUGCCAUGAAGUGUCAGAACCCACAAGCAGCCCCUACAGAGGAAUUCUUUCAGUGAGCAGACUGCCCUGAGGCCCCUGCCUGCCAGGAGUGACCAGCCCAAGCUUGUGCAGCAAGAAUCUUCACUCCUGGAUCCAGAGAGAGCAUAAUGCCUUCUAUCUGCUGCUAAUAAAAAUCCAUUUGGCUCUA